AUGAAUGCGCUAGUAUUAGGUGCUACAGGCCUAUGUGGGGGAGGAUUUUUGAGACACGCUCAGGAGGCCCCCCAGUUCGCUAAGGUUUAUGCUAUAUUGAGAAGAGAGGCGCCCUUCCAAGCCGCUGGCAAGGUUGUGGCCAUGGUAGAAAAAGAUAGUUCGGAGUGGUCAGCGUUAGUCACGAACGAAAUGCAUCCGCAGGUACUAUUCACCGCAUUAGCAACGACAAGGGCAGCUGCAGGUGGCUUGGACAAGCAGUACAAAAUCGACCACGACUUAAAUCUGCAAUUGGCUCGGGCAGCCAAGGACAAGGGAUGUGAAACGAUUGUACUUGUUUCUUCUGCUGGUGCUCAUGCAGACUCUAGAUUCGGCUACAUGAAGAUGAAAGGUGAAAUUGAGCGUGAUGUUAUCGCUCUUAAUUUCAAGCACACUAUAAUUCUACGUCCGGGCCCCCUUUUGGGUGAAAGGGAAAAUUCUAAGCAGAGCGGGUUUGGUGGUAAUCUUGCUGCUGCGUUGGGCGUUCGUGUGUACCGUUCUAGAUUCCAGAGUUGGUUGGGCUACCCAGUCUACGGCGAUGAGGUUGGAAAGGUUGGUGUUCAUUUAGCUUUGAAUCUCACUGGGAAGAGCAAAGUCCAAUUUGUUUCGAGUAAGGAAAUCCUCGACAUUUCCAGUUCCCUUGAGAAAAAUACUACUUAA
This is a messenger RNA of Saccharomyces mikatae IFO 1815, 696 nucleotides long. It is a transcript of the gene FMP52, whose product is annotated as Fmp52p. The transcript has a single exon. NCBI's taxonomy places the organism in Eukaryota, Fungi, Ascomycota, Saccharomycetes, Saccharomycetales, Saccharomycetaceae. Gene Ontology annotation, cellular component: cytoplasm. Gene Ontology annotation, biological process: import into nucleus. Bases 1 to 696 code for a protein of 231 amino acids. The record is from RefSeq and is a predicted model, not a curated record.